Molecule: messenger RNA, 2604 nt
Organism: Clonostachys rhizophaga
Lineage: Eukaryota; Fungi; Ascomycota; Sordariomycetes; Hypocreales; Bionectriaceae
Source: the annotation of a GenBank genome assembly
AUGGCUCCCAAGCAAGCUACACUGGGGAAGUUUUUUGGUGCCAAGGGCCAGGGUCCUCAACAGCAGACCAAGCUCUCUUUUGCUACAAAGCCGAAGAAGCAGGAAGAGCCUGAAGCAGAGGAUGGCUCAAGCAGCGCUGAGGCUCCCAAAGCCGAAAAGGAAGUGAAGAAGCGAGGACGCAAGGCUCCGGAACCUUCGACUGGCGGGACGAAGGUCGCCGAGGACGACCAGGAGGAAGACGAUGCCCCUGUCACUAAACGAGCGAGAAGAAGUCGCCCAAAGAUCGAAGAUGACGAAGAAGACGAGGUCCCGUCGAAAUCGGCUACGCCUGAGCCCAAGAGUCCCAGAGUCAAGAAGGAGAAAAGCCCAGUUAGCAAUGGCAAGAAAAAGAGCAGUCCGGCAAAGGGCAAGAAGGAGAGUGCUGCACCUACAAAGGCAGUCAAGAAGGAGGAUUCCGAGGAGAAAGACAUCUUUGCUGAGUCAAGCGCAUCGGAAGCUGAAGACGAAGCCGAUCUUGAAGAUGAGAAGCCCGAGGUGACAGCCAAGGCGCGAGAGAAGGCCCAGACGCUAUUGAAGUCGAAGACGGCCAAGGAUCCAUACCCAGACUGGAAGGCCGGAACCCCAGUUCCCUAUGCAGCGCUUUGCAAGACGUUCUCGCUCAUUGAGAUGACAACCAAGCGUCUGAUCAUUAUGGAGCACUGCUCGCUCUUUCUCCGCCAAGUCAUGCGGUUGACUCCUGACGAACUCCUUCCCACAGUUCUGUUGAUGAUCAACAAGCUUGCUCCUGACUAUGCCGGAAUCGAGCUGGGUAUCGGCGAGUCGCUGAUCAUGAAGGCCAUCGGAGAGACCACGGGUCGUAGCCUUCAGGUUAUCAAGGCAGAUCAGAAGGAGAUUGGUGAUCUUGGACUCGUAGCUGUGAAGAGCAGAUCGACUCAGCCUACAAUGUUCAAGCCUAAGCCUUUGACCGUCAAGGGUGUUCAUCAGGGCCUGAUGAAUAUUGCGACUGUGUCUGGCAACGGCGCUCAGGGAAGAAAAGUUGAUGGUAUCAAGAAGCUGCUCUCCGCUGCUGACUCGCAAGGAACCGGCAAGAUUGAUAUCACAAAGGACAAGGGAGGACCGAGUGAAGCCAAAUACAUUGUUCGAUUUCUCGAGGGCAAGCUCAGGCUCGGUCUUGCUGAAAGGACCGUGCUAGUCUCCCUGGCGCAAGCGAUAGUUAUCCACGAGGCUGACGCCAAAGGCAAAGUGCCAAGUACAGCCGACAUGGAGAAGGGAGAGUCGAUUCUCAAGACGGUCUACAGCGAGCUUCCAAGUUACGAUAUCAUUAUUCCAGCCAUGAUGGAGCACGGUAUCAUGAACUUAAGAGAUAACUGCAAGCUGCGACCAGGUGUUCCCUUGAAACCCAUGUUGGCCAAACCUACCAAGGCCAUCACCGAGGUCCUAGAUCGAUUUGAAGGCCAAACAUUUACCUGCGAGUAUAAAUACGAUGGCGAACGUGCCCAAAUUCAUUACGUCGCCAAAGACGCUCCUCAAGAACUCAGUCAAACGACUGCCGGCGCGACCAAAGAGGUUGGGACUGGUGUUGCCAGCAUCUUUUCUCGAAAUUCUGAAGACUUGUCAAAGAAAUACCCGGACAUUCUUGCCAAGUUGCACACCUGGGUUAAGGAGGACACAAAGAGCUUCGUCUUGGAUUGUGAGACAGUGGCUUGGGAUGUGCAGGAGAAAAAGGUGCUCCCCUUCCAACAACUGAUGACUCGAAAACGCAAGGACGUCAAGGUCGAAGAUGUCACAGUCAAGGUUUGUGUCUUUGCUUUCGAUUUGCUCUAUAUGAACGGUGAAGCCGUCGUCGAGAAGCCUCUUCGAGAGCGCCGCGAUCUGCUGAGAGAGGCAUUCAUUCCUGUGGAAGGAGAAUUUGCUUUUGCAACCUCGAUGAACGGUCAAGAACUUGACGAGAUUCAAGUAUUCUUGGAUGACAGUGUGAAGGCUAGCUGUGAAGGUCUCAUGGUUAAGAUGUUGGAUGGAACUGAAAGUGGAUAUGAGCCCAGUAAACGCAGUAGAAACUGGCUCAAGAUCAAGAAGGAUUAUCUUUCAGGCGUGGGAGACUCCCUAGAUCUCGUUGUUCUCGGCGCAUACCACGGCAAGGGAAAGCGUACAUCAGUCUAUGGUGCCUUCCUCCUUGCUUGCUAUAACCCCUCAACCGACACCUAUGAAACCGUCUGCAAUAUUGGAACUGGCUUUUCCGAACAAGUCUUGGAAGAUCUGCAUAAACAGCUCACAGAGAUCACGAUCGACCGCCCCAAGCCGUUCUACUCACACUCUACCGGAGGACAGCAUCAACCAGACGUCUGGUUCGAGCCCCGAUACGUCUGGGAAGUCAAGACUGCCGAUUUGACCCUCAGCCCCCGCUACAAGGCUGGGUGGAAGGAAGGCGUUGAUCCUUCGGGCGAAAAGGGCAUCAGUCUCCGUUUCCCCCGGUUCAUCAAGAUCCGUGAUGACAAGAAGCCCGAUGAGGCCACCUCGAGUCGUCAAGUGGCGGAGAUGUAUCGCAAGCAGGAGAGUGUCACGAAGAAUAAGGGACCUUCUGUGGAUGACGAUUUCGAGUACUAG